This is a messenger RNA of Physcomitrium patens, 2465 nucleotides long. Its product is annotated as putative methyltransferase PMT18. Gene Ontology annotation, cellular component: trans-Golgi network; endosome; cytoplasm. The record is from RefSeq and is a predicted model, not a curated record. Gene Ontology annotation, molecular function: methyltransferase activity. Lineage: Eukaryota; Viridiplantae; Streptophyta; Bryopsida; Funariales; Funariaceae.
CAUCGUUGCUGCUGCAGAUGCAGCUCGUGCCGUGUGCCGCGGUUUCAGAUCUCGCUGCUCCCCUUCUCUCGUCCCAUCGCAGCGCAGCGCGGCGCGACGGGCUCGUUUCGGUCACUGUUUGGUCACGUCGAAUCUGCUUGCUCGCUCGCUCGCUCUUUCUCUCUCUCGCUCGCAGUGUUCACAUUCUGCAUCGCUGCUAGAUUCGCUACUAGACCUGAAUCGCCAGUCGCUAGUCGCCGACGUACAUUCUCUGUUCCGUGAGCUUGGUGAUGCAUGAAGGCAGAUACUGGUGUGGUGACUUAGUUACUCGGCAGGGUGCUCGCUGCAUAUCAUAAUCCGCGGAUCCCUCCGUGCGUUGCAAGGUGCCUUGCUGGGCUCUUCCGUCGUGUCCUCAAGGUUUUGUAAUGGGGAAGCCGAGCUCACCGAAGCUUGCCAGCUUGGACAAUGCAAGGAGGCGACGAAUAACUUGGAUUCUUGUUGUAUUAGGUCUUUGCUGCUUCUUCUACACUCUAGGCUCAUGGCAAAAUGGUGGAGGUUCUGUGGUUAGUGGGAAGAAUGCAGAUGGAACAGCUUGCGGUACUUCCGCCACUGCACUCGACUUUGGGGCUCACCACGGGACGGCUAGCACCACCAGCGAUGGUUCCACAAUCGAACAGUUCCCGCCUUGCGACAUGAAAUACAGCGAGGUCACUCCCUGUGAGGACCCAGAGCGUGCUCUCAAGUUCCCCAGGGACAGGCUGGAGUACCGCGAGCGCCAUUGUCCAACGAAAGACGAGCUUCUGAGAUGCCUCGUGCCAGCGCCUCCAGGGUAUAAGAACCCCUUCCCCUGGCCCAAGAGCCGGGACUAUGCAUGGUACGCCAACACUCCUCACAAAGAGUUGACAGUGGAGAAAGCCAUUCAGAAAUGGGUACAGUACCGAGGUGAGAAGCUUUACUUCCCCGGCGGUGGUACGUUUUCAGCUGGAGGUGCGGACAAGUACAUUGCCGACAUUGCUGCUCUCAUUCCAUUGGACAAUGGAUCCAUCCGCACUGCCCUCGAUACUGGUUGCGGGGUGGCGAGUUGGGGAGCCUACUUGUUGAAGAAGAACAUUCUUGCCAUGUCAUUUGCUCCAAGAGACACCCACGUAUCUCAAAUCCAGUUUGCUCUCGAGAGAGGAGUACCUGCCAUUCUUGGUAUUAUGGCAACUAUUCGGCUGCCCUAUCCUGCCCGGGCGUUUGACAUGGCACAUUGCUCACGAUGCCUUAUCCCAUGGGGUAAAAUGGACAACAUUUACCUAAUUGAGGUGGAUCGCGUGCUGAGACCUGGUGGAUACUGGAUUCUGUCUGGUCCUCCCAUAAACUGGAAGAAAUACCACAAGGGCUGGGAGCGAACGGAAGAAGAUUUGAAGGCAGAGCAGGACUCAAUUGAGGAUGGUGCUCGUCGACUGUGCUGGAAGAAGGUGGUCGAGAAAGACAACCUCGCUAUCUGGCAAAAGCCCCUCAACCACAUGGACUGCACGGCUUAUCAUAAGAAGAAUGCCAAUAUCUCCCCUCGUAUGUGCAGCAAGCAGGAGCACCCUGAUCAUGCAUGGUACCGCAAAUUGGAAGCGUGCAUCACUCCACUCCCGGAUGUGACGAGUAGAAGCGAAGUUGCUGGCGGCAAAUUGGCUAAAUUCCCUGCGCGUUCGACUGCCAUUCCCCCAAGGAUCAGUAGUGGAAGCGUUCCUUUCAUGACGGCGCAGAAGUUCAAGGAGGACACGAAGCUGUGGCAGAAGCGAAUCAAGUACUACAAAACCCAUCUGAUCCCCCCACUUACUAACGGUCGGUACAGGAACAUUAUGGACAUGAAUGCAGGACUCGGAGGUUUUGCCGCCGCUCUUGUCAAGGAGCCUGUGUGGGUCAUGAAUGCCAUGCCUCCGGAAGCUAAAGUUGACACUCUGGGCGUGAUCUUCGAGCGUGGUUUUAUUGGAACUUAUCAGAACUGGUGCGAGGCAUUCUCCACGUAUCCACGAACCUACGACCUGAUCCACGCAGACAAAGUUUUCAGCAUGUACCAAGACAGGUGUGAUAUUGUGUACGUGCUGUUGGAAAUGGACCGGAUCCUUCGACCGGAGGGGGCGGUGUUGAUACGCGACGAGGUGGAGAUCGUGAACAAGGUCAUGGUGAUCACGCAAGGCAUGCGGUGGGAGUGCCGGCUCGCCGACCACGAGGACGGCCCGUUCGUCAAGGAGAAGAUCUUAGUGUGUGUGAAGAAUUACUGGGUCGGUGAGAUCAAAGCUGCCAAUACCACAGCAUCGAUGGGUGCAUCAGACUGACACGAUUUUUGCAGGUUAUCAGGUGCUGUGGGGUUUGUGAGCAGCAGGAUUAGAAUCGCAGUCCAGGUUUUUGAUCGAUCAGGAACCAUGUUCAUGCCAAUUAGUCUUUUUCUUUUUUCCAUAUUGAUGAAAACUCAUUUUCCUUAUUCACAGAAUUUUUCUUUUUCUCUC